GCCGUUUGACAGCCGCUUGCUGGAGCGAAAACGUCUCUGCAUCCAUUGCCCGUGCACGCACACAUAAACGAACCACAAAAGCAUCACAAUUCUCAAGAAAAGCAGGCAGGCCACCGCAUCAGCCAUUCUUUUGUUCCGUGAAGAGACCCUGGUCCAGUCGCUGCCGGCGCAGCUGUAUCGAUACCCUGCAGAAGCAAUCUAUUGCCAAACAGCGUACAUUGGGAGGCUGCUCGACGCCAUCACACACUCACAGACAAACCAAUACAGCAGCGCCGUGUCACACAUCGUAACGCAGCCAUCAGUGUAAUAUCAGAAAAACAAUGGACGAGGACAUCAAUCUCAGCCUGGAUGAGAUAAUCCGGAAGCGACAUGUCGCCCACCCGAAGGCCCGUCCCGCACCGGCCGGCGCUGGCGGUAAACAGCCCAAAGCCGUGGGCAGUGGUGGUCCGCGGGGCGGUGGUGCAUUCCGGGAGGAGAAUGGGGGAUAUCGCGGGGUCACCAAGCCGCGGCCGGUGGUGGACGCGCGGUACAAGAUCAUUCGCAACAAGCGCGCCAAAAUCCGGGACGCACGUGACCACCUGACCGAGCAGAAGCUCGGUCGGGCUGAGCGCUACCGGCAGCAGAAGCGGGGUCGCCAGCUGCUGGAGCAUGGCUUUCGAGCGCUGAUGCUGCCACCGUCACCGCUGCGCGGUGCAUUGGCCGCCCUGUCCUCCAACCAGCGGAACAUCGGCGGCUACGGGCCGGCCGAGCAUCUGCAGGUGCAGCUGCACAACCGCCGGCGCUACGUCGAGCCGGAGUACAUACCCGGUGUACACACCGGCAUGGUGUCACAGCCGGCGGCCCUGUCGAUGUCUGCCCUGCCGCACUUCCGUGGCAACCGUCACAUCUCGCUGAUGGACGUGGAUGACGAGGACAUGAACGACGACGAGGACGACGAGGACGACGAGGACGAGACGUACGGCAUGCUCGAGGUAGACCGGCUGGCGAUGAGCAAGUCGCUUGGAGGCGGUGGCGGCGGCGGCGGACUGCUGAACGCUUCCCGGACGCUGCACAACGAUAUGUACGCGCUGCCGAGCUCGAUUCCUCCGUUUCCCCGGUUCCGCACGGUCCGUGCGACCGGCAACACGAUCGCGAGCGCCACUUCGGCGGGCACCGCCGGCAGCAACGGUACGUCGAUGCUGAGCUACUCGGCUGCCCGGCCGUCCAGCUCCACCGUCCACUCGGACGACCCGUUCGACCACUACGAGGUGAACCAGCGGCCCAACAUGAGCGUACCGCCGCCGCCGCUCCCGGUCAGCAGCAGUAGCAGCAGCCGGCCGCUGCGCAGCAUUCUGCGCACCCGGCCCAGCACCUCGCCGCCACCGACGGGCAAUGGCGGCGCCGGCGUACCGGCCAACCUGUCGCCGAGCAUGCGGGCCCGGCUCGAGCGCGCCCCUAACCCGAAUAAGUCGAUGGGCAUCUUUGCGCACAAUUUCAAUGGUGAUCCACCGAUCAAGAGCUACCGCACCCGGUCACCCUCACCUCCACCGCCGCCCACACUGACCGCUGGGUACCGUAUCGUGGUGAGCAAUCUGCAUCCAAGCGUCACACAGAUCGACAUCAAGGAGCUGUUCGAAGACAUUGGCGAUCUGCUAGAGUCACGUCUGGUCCGUCCGGGCAUAGCCGAGGUGAUCUACCGCAAUCUGAAGGACGCCGAGCGGGCGGUGGACGCCUAUCACAACCGUCAGCUGGACGGACAGCCGAUGAACUGUCUGCUGGUGAAUCCGCGCGCCACCUACAAACCCACCGCCACCACAACAUCUACGGCGAUGAAGUAUGGGCGGUAAGUUGCCACGAGGAUGGGCCGGGGAGGAGGCCGCCAAAGCUCUAGACAUCGUUAGGGGUCGCGCAUCGAAUACAAACGCAUUUUUGUAUGGAGCGAGUUAGGAGAUAAGAUUUUAGGGAGUAAAUGACCGCAUGAAUAUUGCUAUCGAUAAAAAAGAAAGGUGAAUAUAGAAUGAAAGGGUAGAAUGGUUUGCAUCAUGGGCACGUUUGGCAGAAUUAGGCGAAAUGGAGGAGCCAGAUAGAGUAAAUAAACAGAAACGGCCGCUGAUACGUUCUUAGAAAAAGACGUUAGAGAGAUGGAGUAUUCCGUAGCAAAACAGGAGAUUGAAACACGAUGUCAUCAACAUGCCUACCCACACCGAGCGAAGAAUGCUCACGGGAAGAAGACGUCUUCACUGAUUAUUGCUAUCGAUAAAUAAGGAAA
Molecule: messenger RNA, 2248 nt
Organism: Anopheles merus
Lineage: Eukaryota; Metazoa; Arthropoda; Insecta; Diptera; Culicidae
Exons: 3
Coding region: 321-1826 (501 amino acids)
Biological process (GO): mRNA export from nucleus
Cellular component (GO): nucleus
Molecular function (GO): mRNA binding
Source: RefSeq, a predicted model, not a curated record